Strigops habroptila (Kakapo) is the source of this 20306-nucleotide messenger RNA. It is a transcript of the gene TNRC6B, whose product is annotated as trinucleotide repeat containing adaptor 6B. Bases 982 to 6522 code for a protein of 1846 amino acids. NCBI's taxonomy places the organism in Eukaryota, Metazoa, Chordata, Aves, Psittaciformes, Psittacidae. Gene Ontology annotation, molecular function: nucleic acid binding. The record is from RefSeq and is a predicted model, not a curated record. The transcript is spliced from 23 exons. Gene Ontology annotation, biological process: miRNA-mediated post-transcriptional gene silencing; positive regulation of nuclear-transcribed mRNA poly(A) tail shortening. Gene Ontology annotation, cellular component: nucleoplasm; P-body.
UCUCUGAACCAUGAGAUAUGUAUUUGUGGUAUGAUACUUUGGAUCACUAGAGACCUGUCUGUAAGAAAGAGUUGGUUACAUCAAGUGUUGUGUCUGAGUGAGACUGGUUUACGCAUGCAAGUCGUUAUUUCACAUAAGGUGAUGGCCUUUUAGCUCUGGAUAGUUAUGGCUAAAGCCUUUAGGGAAAAUAUUAACAGUUGUUAAUGUGACCUUGUAGCUGUAUAGAUAAAAGCUUGUUUUGUUUAAGUGCUGCUGAUUCUACAAGUGGAGUUUUGGAAUUGCCCCUAUUCUGGAAGAAGAUACAGAAGUUGGCUCACAGUUUGGAAGCAGAUUUGUAAAUCAUCCUAUGCUUAUUACAGUGCAGAGAAUAGGAUGCACCAACAGAAGUUUACUGUCACUCCUGUGUUGCACUAUGCUAUAGUGAAACCAAGUUAACUGUACUGACUAAGUACAGCAAAGUGUGGGGUCACAAGGGGGAAAGAUGACUCACAGGGCUGGUAUCUAGUCUUCAUCUUUACCUGUGAGGAAUGUCCAAACAGUGUUACACUGUUGUCCUGUAGCCCUGUAGAAGGAACUGGGAAUUGCCUACAGUGAGAUGCCACUCUUGAGUUUCAAGGAAUUUUCAUUUCUUACAUUUUACCCCUAUUUCUUCUGUGCAAUUUUAGUUUGAGGUUGACUUUAUAGAGUUGUGGGAGUUUUGCGUAGACUAAUGCUCUGUGUGACACUUUAUCUCUACCGAUCAAAGCGUGUUGCCAGCAGAUAGAAUGUAAUAUAUAAUACGUCAUCUCGUCUCACAGUUGAGUUUGUGAUAGCAAAAACUUUGAAGACAACUUCUGACCUCUGCCCGUGCCUGACGCCCAUACAUUGCGAGAAGAAGUCUUUUUAAGACAGAGUUUUCUGGGAAAAAUGAAUGUUAGGAUUUUGCAGGAAAUAAACAUCUUCCAAAAAUGAGAGAAGGAGCAAGAAAGGGAAGAACAGUUAAUGGAAGACAAGAAAAGGAAGAAAGAGGAUAAGAAAAAGAAGGAAUCUGCUCAGAAGGUCACAGAUCAAAAAACCAAAGUGCCCGAAGUGACGAAACCAAGCUUAAGCCAACCAGUGGCUGCCAGCCCAAUUGGCAACUCUCCAUCGCCACCAGUCAAUGGUGGCAACAAUGCCAAAAGGGUGGCAGUGCCGAACGGACAACCGCCAAGCGCCGCCCGCUACAUGCCUCGGGAGGUGCCGCCGCGAUUCCGUUGCCAGCAGGACCACAAAGUGUUACUGAAACGUGGGCAGCCCCCUCCGCCAUCCUGUAUGCUCCUUGGGGGUGGAGCAGGGCCUCCUCCCCCAACAGCACCAGGAGCAAACCCAAACAACGCACAACCAGUGACAGGAGCACUGCUGCAGAGCGACAGUGGGACUGCAACAGAUUCAGCAAUUGGAGGUGCUGCUGCUUCAAAUUAUGCAAAUUCCACUUGGGGUCCUGGAGCCUCCUCCAACAGCGGCACCAACGCCAACCCAACUCACAUCUGGGACAAGGUGAUUGUAGACGGGUCUGACAUGGAAGAGUGGCCUUGUAUUGCCAGCAAAGAUGCUGAGUCUUCUUCCGAAAACACCACCGAUAACAACAGUGCCUCGAACCCUGGCUUGGAGAAGAAUGCUCUGCCAGGAAGCACCACUAGUAACAAAGGAAAAGGAAGCCAGUGCCAGUCUGGAAGCGCUGGAAACGAAUGUAAUCUUGGGGCCUGGAAAUCUGAUCCCAAGGCUAAAUCUGUUCAAUCUUCCAACCCUGCUGCCGAGAGUAACAAUGGACUAGGUAAUUGGAGGAACUUGAGUGGACAAGAUAGAAUCAGUCCCAGUACUGGCUUCAGCAACUUUAACCCAAAUAGCAACCCGUCUGCUUGGCCGGCACUGGUUCAAGAGGGCAAUUCUAGGAAAGGGACUUUGGAAUCUGAUAGUGGUAGCUCCAAUGCACAGAUUAGCACAAUAGGUCAGACCUCUAGGGAACAGCAGUCAAAGAUGGAAAAUGCGGGUGUUAACUUUGUCUCUGGCAGAGAACAGGCUCAAAUUCAUAACACUGAUGGACCAAAAAAUGGAAACACUAACUCCUUGAACUUAAGUUCACCAAACCCUAUGGAGAAUAAGGGAAUGCCCUUUGAAAUGGGCUUGGGGAACCCUUCCAGGAGCACUGACACCCCUUCACAAAGCACUGGAGAAAGAAAGACUGGGAGUGUUGGAUCUUGGGGUACAGCUAGGGGGUCUUCUGGAACUGACACAGCUUCUGGACAGAGCAAUUCUGGAAACCAUGGGAACAAUGGAAAGGAUAGAGAGGACUCCUGGAAAGGAGCUUCUGUUCAAAAGCCUAAUGGGUCAAGAAGUGAUUCUUGGGAUAACAAUAACCGGUCUACGGGUGGUGGGUCUUGGAACUUUGGCCCUCAGCAUGCAAAUGAAAGCAAAUGGGGUGAAGGGAACAAAUUAACAUCUGGGGUCUCUCAGGGAGAAUGGAAACAGCUGUCUGGGUCUGAUGAACUGAAGAUUGGAGAAUGGAGUGGUCCAAACCAACCAAAUUCUAGCACUGGAGCAUGGGACAAUCAAAAAGGCCACCCUCUUCCUGAAAACCAAGGCAAUUCCCAGGCUCCCUGUUGGGGAAGAUCUUCCAGCUCUGCAGGAAGUGAGGUUGGAGGUCAAAGCACUGGAAGCAACCACAAAGCAGGAAGUAGUGACAGUCACAAUUCUGGACGCCGAUCAUACAGGCCUACACAUCCUGAUUGCCAGGCAGUCUUGCAGACUUUACUGAGCAGGACUGAUUUGGACCCCCGAGUGCUUUCAAACACUGGCUGGGGCCAAACCCAAAUUAAGCAAGAUACCGUGUGGGAUAUUGAAGAGAUGCCGCGGCCCGAGGGGAAGUCUGAUAAAGGAACUGAGGGGUGGGAGAGCUCUGCCACACAGACAAAGAACUCAGGGGGCUGGGGCGAUGUACCCAGCCAAAGCAAUCAAAUCAAGUCUGGAUGGGGUGAGCUCUCAACCCCAACGGAGUGGAAGGACCCCAAAAAUACUGGAGGAUGGAAUGACUAUAAGAACUCCAAUUCUUCUAAUUGGGGAGGAGGAAGAACAGAAGAAAAAUCAUCUUCCUCUUGGAAUGAGAAUUCCAGUAGUAAGGAUCAGGGGUGGGGUGGACGGCAGUCUAAUCAAGGAUGGUCUUCUGGAAAGAACGGUUGGGGAGAGGAAGUUGACCAAACAAAGAACAGCAACUGGGAAAGUACAGGAAACAAGCCAGUGUCUGGUUGGGGUGAAGGUGGGCAGAAUGAGAUUGGAACUUGGGGUAAUGGUGCAAAUACAACCGCUGCUUCAAAAGGUGGAUGGGAUGAUUGUAAAAGAACUUCAACGUGGAAUGAGACGGGUCGACAACCCAACUCCUGGAACAAGCAGCAGCAACAGCACCAGCAGCAACAGCAGGAGUCUUCUGGUUCCUGGGGUCCACCGCCCCAAACUCCAAGUAAUGGGCGACCUCCAAACCCAAACUGGAACAGCGGACCACAGCCAGCUGCCCCCAAAGAGGAGGAGCCUAGUGGCUGGGAAGAACCUUCUCCACAGUCAAUCAGUCGGAAAAUGGAUAUUGAUGAUGGCACUUCAGCGUGGGGAGAUCCUAGCAGUUAUAACUACAAGAAUGUGAACCUGUGGGACAAGAACUCACAAGGAGGACAGGCCCCACGGGAGCAGAGCCUGCCUACUCCAAUGACUAGCAAAUCACAAGCAUCAGUCUGGAGCAAAAGCACUCCACCUGCUCCAGAUAAUGGUACGUCCGCCUGGGGUGAGCCAAAUGAAACAAGUCCCGGGUGGGGUGAAGUAGAUGAUACAGCAGCAUCAACAACAGGCUGGGGGAAUGCACCUUCCAACGCCCCGAAUGCCAUGAAAUCUAGUUCUAAAUCUAUGCAAGAUGGCUGGGGAGAGAGUGAUGGGCCAGUGACAGGAACACGUCAUUCCAGCUGGGAAGAGGAGGAGGAGGGAGGAGUCUGGAACACAGCAGGCUCUCAGGGAAGCAGUUCCUCCCACAACUCAACAAGCUGGGGGCAAGGAGGAAAGAAAACACAAAUGAAGUGCGCAUUAAAAGGAGGAAAUACUGAUUCAUGGAUGAACCCUUUAUCCAAACAGUUUUCAAAUAUGGGCUUGCUAAGUCAAACUGAGGACAUUCCAGGCAGUAAGAUGGACUUGUCUGUAGGUGGUCUCCCAGAUAAGAAGUUUGAAGUAGAUAAACGAACCAUGAAUCUCGGGGAUUUUAAUGACAUGAUGAGAAAGGAUCGAUCUGGGUUCCGUCCAUCUAAUUCCAAAGACAUGGGAACCACAGAUAGUGGGCCUUAUUUUGAGAAGCUGACUUUGCCUUUCUCCAAUCAAGAUGGGUGCCUUGGGGAUGAGGCUCCCUGCUCUCCCUUCUCCCCUUCUCCCAGCUACAAGCUGUCUCCCUCUGGUUCCACACUAUCCAACGUCGGCCUUGGGGCAAUCGGCUCAGGGCUCAGUCCCCAAAACUUCGCUGCUAGACAAGGUGGCAAUCAUGGUUUGUUUGGAAACAGCACAGCACAAUCGAGGGGCAUGCACACACCAGUGCAGCCACUAAAUCCUUCCCCCAAUAUCCGGGCGCAAGUGCCUCCCCAAUUUCUUUCUCCCCAGGUUUCGGCCUCCAUGCUCAAACAGUUUCCCAACAGUGGCUUGAAUCCUGGUCUUUUCAAUAUGGGCCCCCAGCUUUCUCCACAACAGAUUGCCAUGCUGAGCCAGCUUCCACAGAUUCCCCAGUUUCAACUAGCAUGUCAGCUCCUCCUUCAGCAGCAGCAGCAGCAGCAACUGUUACAGAGCCAGAGGAAGUUAUCUCAAGCUGUGCGGCAACAGCAGGAGCAACAGAUUGCUCGUAUGGUCAGUGCCCUCCAGCAGCAGCAGCAGAGGCAGCCUAGCAUGAAGCAUUCACCAUCUCACCCUGUUGGGCCUAAGCCACAUUUAGACAGCAUGGUACCCAAUCCUUUGAAUGUGGGUCUCUCAGAUUUACAGACCAAAGGGCAAAUACCUGGAUACGGUUCAGGCUUUGGCUCAAGUGGAAUGGAUUAUGGCAUGGUGGGAGGGAAAGAGGCUGGAACAGAAUCCCGCUUUAAGCAGUGGACUAUGAUGGAAGGGCUGCCCUCUGUGGCUUCACAAGAUGCCAAUAUGCACAAAAAUGGUGCAAUAGUGCCCCCCGGUAAGGCUCGUGGAGGAUCGCCCUACAACCACUUCGACAUAAUUCAGGGCGACCCACUGGGUGGCCAUGCAGGCCCUGCUGGUGAUAGUUGGUUACCUGCCAAAUCUCCACCAACAAACAAGAUUGGAAGCAAAUCCAGCAAUGCCAGCUGGCCUCCAGAGUUCCAACCAGGAGUGCCAUGGAAAGGUAUACAAAACAUUGACCCUGAAUCUGACCCCUAUGUGACCCCUGGAAGUGUGCUGGGGGGGACAGCCACAUCUCCCAUUGUAGAUACUGACCACCAACUUCUGCGGGACAACACCACAGGGUCUAAUUCUUCCCUCAACACCUCGCUGCCUUCACCUGGUGCCUGGCCCUACAGUGCCUCUGACAAUUCCUUCACCAACGUUCAUAGCACUUCAGCAAAAUUCAGUGAUUACAAAUCAACAUGGUCCCCAGAUCCCAUAGGACACAAUCCCACUCAUCUCUCCAGCAAGAUGUGGAAAAACCAUAUUUCCUCAAGGAACACUACAGGGCUGCCCCGCCCGCCUCCUGGCCUGACCAACCCCAAACCGUCAUCUCCAUGGAACAGCACAGCAUCCCGAUCGGUCAGGGGCUGGGGGGCACAGGACUCAAGGCUUGGCUCUGGUGAGAAGAAUCAACUGAUAGCACCAUUGAUCAGACCUGAGGAGUGUACGUUUUACGGCACUAAUGGUUUGGAGGAAAGAAAGUUGCAGUUGUCUGCAUCUACUUGGAGUGAUGGUGGCUCAGUUCGUCCUAGCUACUGGCUGGUUCUUCACAAUCUCACUCCACAGAUUGAUGGGUCAACCUUGAGGACGAUCUGCAUGCAGCAUGGCCCACUGCUGACAUUCCAUCUGAACCUGACCCAGGGCACCGCCCUUAUCCGAUAUAACACCAAACAGGAGGCGGCCAAGGCCCAGACUGCACUGCACAUGUGUGUGUUGGGAAACACUACCAUCCUGGCUGAGUUUGCUACAGAUGAAGAGGUUAGUCGCUUUCUGGCACAAGCUCAGCCCCCUACACCUGCAGCAACCCCAAGUGCACCCACAGCAGGCUGGCAGUCCCUGGAGACAGGACAGAACCAGACAGAUCCAGUUGGACCUGCUUUGAAUCUCUUUGGUGGGUCAACAGGGCUUGGGCAGUGGAGCAGUGGUGGCGGCAGCAGCAGCAGUGGGAGUGAUCUCACUGGCGCUUCGUUGUGGGGGCCCCCAAACUAUUCUUCAAGCUUGUGGGGGGUCCCAAGCGUAGAGGAUCCACACAGAAUGGGCAGCCCUGCUCCCUUACUACCUGGAGACCUUCUGGGAGGAGGGUCGGAUUCAAUCUGAACUUAGAACUUUCAACUCUGACCUCGUGACCUUUUUUGGAACAGCAGCAGCACUAACUUGACCUUUUCGUUUUUUUCAACUUGCAAUAAAUACAUUUAUAAAAGGAAAAAAGAAAACGGAGAGAGAAAAGAAAAAAAGGUGGGUCAUUGACAGACUGUCUGAGCACAUAGUUGCCUCCCUUAUAUAACUUCAGUUUUUUCGUUUGGAAUAUGAAUCCAAAAAGAGAACAUAUCACUCUUGAAAUACUUGAAUCAUGAACGCCAACUUAGAAAGACAAUGUGAAGCAAGUACACAUACCAUUUAAAUUUAAACACAAAAAAUUAAAAAAAUUAGUUUCUAGUUUUUCACUUUUUCAUGUUAUACGGAAGUUGUUGCUAAGAAACAUAUAUACUGAAAAAAUAGCUUUUUAACUUUGUUUGCACUGGGUGUGUUUCCGUCCUUAGGUCUACCAUGUUGGGUUGGGGUAGGGGAGGGUUUCAAAAGCAAAAUGGGGUGGGGGGGAGGGGAAGACUUGACGGAGCCUCACUUUAAAAACAAAAAAAAAAAUUAAAAAAAAAUUAAAAAAGUAAAAAACCCACCAAAAAAAAAAAAAAAAAAAAAAAGAAAAAAACAGAAAAAAAAAACCCCAACAAAAAAAAAAAACCAACACUUUGUGAUUGGCUGGUUGAUAAGUACCAGUGUGUUCUGGCACAUGUAACUGCCCACGUGUGCUUGUUUCUGUGUGAGUGUGUGUGCACAUGUUCGUGUGUGUGCAUUUUUUUCUCUCUAUAUAUAAUCUUGAAACGCUGCAUUGCUGAUGGUCUACGGGCUGGCUGGCCAUCUGCAUGUCUUGAUUCUGAAAACAAGACGGGCAUGGUGGAGUCCCUGUGGCUGAAGCAGAAUCCAGUUGGGCUGGAUUAAAAUUUGUCAGUAGGUUUUUUUAAAUUCAUUUUAGCAGGGUGCUAUCUCAAAUCUGCAGAUCAUAUUGAGUGGGUAGUUGCUUCCUGGCCCUUGUUCUAACCCUGUGGUAGAGCAGAACACUGCCAUAUCCAAAGGAUUUGUUGAGAGGGGAGCUAAUGUUGUCUUUUGAGUAGCAGUGUAUUUAUUUAUUUAUGUCUGCAUGUGGGGUUUUUGUACUGAGUGAACCCUAGAAUGUUUGUUAUAUAAUGCAAGCCAUUUUUUUUCUUCCAACGAGGGGGAAAGAGGAGUAAAUAAGACAUUGCCAUUUUUUGUGCAGCUAAGUCAAAUGCUCUUAUUCAGUCUCUCACAAGCUUCAGUACCUUUAAAAAAAACAACAGUGUUUCUUUUCUCCUCGAAACCUAUAUAGGCACCCAUACUCAUUCUUGAAGACUCCGUCAAAAUCUUGAAAGUCCAGCCCAACCAAAUUAGCCUUUUAUUUGAUUGACUGCUUGUAUUAAAACUGACAAAAACCAAAUGGUGUCAGCAAAUCGCUGGCCGGCCUGCCUCAUCUCCUGAAAGCACAUGCAGCUAACUCCUUUCUACGUCCUUCAUGGUGAGCGUUACCUGUGCCAGGCCUUGGUGUAUUACAGCGCCAGACCAUCACUGACAGAAACGUUUACUUACGAAUGUUCUUAAACCAGUGUGUACUUCAAAGGUUUCCUUUUGUUUCUCUGUGUUGUGUUUUUUCCUGUGUACGUGGUUUUGCUUAGGGAGGUAUAUAACUAGCAAAGACUUUUUUUUUUUUUUUUCUUUUUUAAGAAGUAUUGCACCUUUUUGUUUUUUGUUUUUACUUUUUCUGUACUGUUGCUUUUUAAUUUCUGUAUUUAAGGAAAGGUUUGGGGUUUUUUUAGCAUCAGUAUAGUAGUACUCUGGGCAGGAUAGGGGUGACCUGUAAUCCACAGUGAUAGCCAGUGUGUGCGUGCAUGUGUGCGCUGGGAACAAAACUUUUCAGACCUGUUGUGAAAAAGAGUUGUAGCAGACUUGAAGGAACAUCCCUUGACAUAAAGUGAGAGGUCUUUCAGGGGGGGUGGGGAAGGGAGUGGGCCUGGGAGAAGAGGGAAGAGAGAUGCCGGUACUUCUUCCGUAAGUGCUAGGACUUCCAUGUGGUGUUGUCUAGCUGUUAUACUGUCUAACAAAGUGCCGACAUUCUGUACCAGCACAUACCUGUCCAUUCCAGCCCUCAGCGGUAGCAGUGCGCGGGCUUUAUUACCUGGGGGGGGAGGAUAGGGGAGUCUUUCUUCAGCAUUUUCAUUGAAGGAUAUGACAGUGUCUAAUACAUUUAACUCUAAGCAUGGGUAGGGUGGGAAGAAGCAAAAGCAGAUUCAAGUAAUGUAUAAGGGUGGGUGUGUGCGUGUGUGUGUGUAUGCCUGUGCAGGGGGUGGGAGGGAAGAGCUAGGGAGUUAGGUGGCUUUUUUUAAUUCGCCCUUUCUAUGUAAACCCAAUGUCACAAGGAAGACUGAGGGAAAUGCUGCAUAUACACAUGCCUGUAGAUUUGUAUGCAAAGUGUUACGUGACAAAAAGUACGAGUAGGUUUGUAUUUGCUUAGUAAACUGGAGUGUGCAGCAUACUCUGGCCCCUUCUGAAUAUACUUUUCUAUCAUGUCUCCUCCUUCAUCCAUCCCACCAUGCACAAAGAAACAAAAUGCUCUCUUCCAGCUCCUGCUAGCUAGUGCCCCUCGUGUGCACACAUCCAUGCAGCUUUGUUUCUGCUAGUCUCUGCUCGAAGACCAGCCAUGCUCAGACACGCAGAACAGGUUCUUAAAAGUCCUGUGCCAGCAGUACUUCCUAGCGAAGCACCUUUGGCCUGAGUAAGCCAGUAUCCGUUCUGUCACAUGAUUUGCUAUACAUGCUGGUUCAUUGCUGUGUUCCACCCUCACUUCUCUCUCCCAACCUACCCUAAGGUCCCUUUUCCUGCACUUUGGGCUAGUUGAGUUCAUUGCGAUACUACGGUGAAAGCCGGGUGCUAGAGCCCCUCUUGUUUACAAGACAUAAUGAGGGAUUUGAAAUAUUUAAAAAGAAAAGCUAAAUUGUUCUUCCAUUGUAAGCUUAAAGGGAAAAAAAUUAAAACGUACAAAAAAAAAAAAAAAGACCAAAAAGUGCAUAUAUAUAUUUUAGAUGAAGACUAACUCUGGGAGCAUUUAACAGUGUUUUUGUUUUUAUUUUAACAUUUUAUUUUCCUGCUUUAAAUUUGCAAGCAUUCUCAGGAAUUCUAGGGUAGGAAGCCAGUUUUUUGAAGAUGGUUUAUUUAACCUUAUCUUAUCCUAGAUAGAUGGCUGUUUCUUGUUGAUAAACUUUUACAAGUUCCUGAAUCUUCAAAAUGUUUGAAAGUUUUUACUUUAAAAUAAAAAUUCUAAAAAAAAAAAAAAAUAAAAAGAAAAAGAAAAAAAGAAAAAAUCUCCAAAUGUUACUGUCAAGGGGGGAACAAGAAUUUUAAAGACUAUAAAAUACAUUAAGAAAACUUCUCAAUAUCAGCAACAGAAAUUCAUUGUAAUCUUAAGUUGUGGGAGAAGAAGGGUUAUCAUUUAUAGUGCUUUGUUACUCAUGCAGAUAUGUGCAGUUGCAGGGAGAAGUGUAUGAAUGGAAACCUAUCACUUUGUUCCCUCUUGAUUGAAAGUAAAUGAAAAUAUUCUUCCAAGCACCUUUUUAAAAGCAAAGUGAAACUAUAAACCUAAUUAAAAUGCAGUAUAGUUUAGCUGAAAGAGUCCUCAGUUAGGAGGACUAGCAGGAAAUACAUGAUGGUGCUUCUUUAAACCACUUUUAAGUAGUGCUAAAGAAAACCAGUGCUGACGGAAUACCCAGUAAUGAAGUAGAUUUAUUAUCCUGCCUUUUUCAGUACAGAAGAGGGAGGGAAUAUGUAAAAACUCCAGUAAAAUGUACAUUAGAAAUGAGCUUUUCUGUUUUCACCUAUUUGGUCAGUUUUAUUCCCCACUUGGAGAUUUGCUGCUUGCUUUUCUUCACCCACCCCACCUCCCAGUCUUUCUGUUAUAUUUUCUAUGAGGGGAAAAUACCUGUUAAACUCUUCUGUUCACCCUAUUGCUGCUGGCUGUCAGGGCUUACAGUCUUGAACUUCAGAGUUCGGUGUUGGUUAUGGCCAACUUCUGUCUCCCAGCUCUAAGGGUCAGGGGCUUAACUCUGCCUGAAAUGGCUAGGCUCAAACCACAAAAACCGCGCUAGUGCCUUUUUACAUGCACCCACAUGCCCUACAGUAGGGAAAGGGAGGGAAGACGAGGCAAAGUGAGGCAGUAUAGCCACUUGAUGGAAGUAGAUGUUCCGGUUCUUAAGGAAAAGAGCAUACUGCGUUAAGCACGUCGUGCAAUGAGUUAUGAAACAGUAGUUGAGUUAACUUUUUAUUACUAAAAAAAAAAAAAAGAUGCCAAAUUCUGUCCUUUUCAUAUCAGUUGCCCAGUGUUUUCAUGUUGCGCUGCAUGUACAUCUGAGUGUAUACGUGUGUGUUGAAAAUAAUGCAUCAAUGAUAAUAAUAAUGUGCUUUAAAAAAAAUAAUCCUGUCAUGGGCCAGUAAAAGGAAGGUUUAUUUAGGGAGUUUGGGGGGUUAUUUUAUGGAGAGAAUUUGAGUGCUUUGCCAGAGGUGUUUUACCAAAUCUGCAGUGUCCUAAAAGAGAGGAAGCUGUAGGAUUUAGUCAAAAGGAGCCCAGGAACUUGACAGUCAUUUGGAAGCAGGUCAUGCUUGGCUGCCAAAGGGUUGGCAGCCUGGAGCUUUGACAGUCUGCUGGGUCCAAACCUAUCAUAGUACAACAGUCUGCUCCUCCUUUUGCUAAAUGUGCAGCCUGCAAAUGUUAGUGACUGUCUCCUUAGUGAUAUUUUUCCUAAAUCAUUAAAGCAACAUUAAUCUUAGACUUCUCCGACUGCAGUUGACAGUCGUUUUGUUCCACUCCAAAUUACAUGUAGCUAAUGACAAUGUUGCUCGUAUGGCUUAGUCAUGGCACUUCUAACCAUUGCAAGUGAUUUCUGAGCACCGUGCUAACUAGAUUCAUCUUCUGGGGACAACCAACACUCAAUGUAGUAAAUAAUUCUGCCACCAUUUGAGCUCAUAACAGCUAAAAGUCAGCAGGAAUUGAUGUUAGAGUACUUCUGGGCUUUUACAGAACUGUUCCAGGGAGGGAAUCAGUGGCAGCAUCUUGUUUAAACAUACCGACAAAGAAGGUGGUGAAAAGAGGAUGGGGAAAGCAGAGCUUGGAAUAGGCUAUAGGCAUCUCUUUCCAGAGAAUAAGCAAACAUAACACCGUUCACUGAAAAACACUUUUUACUUUUUCAAGUGACAAACAGAACUCUUUUUAUUAUUUUGUUCUUAGUUUUGGUUCUUCAGGUUAUACAGUUUAAACAUACACAUACUCUACAGGUGGUUUCAGCAUUCCAUUUUUUUUUUUUUCCUUUUUGAAUCCUCCAGUGCUUAUUUUGUAAAGGGAAAAAACAUAAAUACGUUUUAGCAGUCUUUUAAGCAAAUACCCAUUUGUUACCAGCCACUUUGCUUACCCCACCCUGCAGUGUGUAUCAAGCUGAGAAUUUUUGAAUGGGUUUGAUCUCUUCACUGUAUUUCAAUAUUUUAUUUUAGCAGUGAAACAAAGUCUAGCAAGGAGGAGGAAAAAAAAAGGUGGGGUACAGCUCAGAAACCUGUGCUGAGAACUCUGGCAUUUACUUUGGAAAGCAGCUGUAGUACUGUGUGCUUUGGAAGACAUGCCAUCUUUUCCUGAUGUUUUUAUACUUUUACCUGGACCCUUGCCCGGCAGUCUGGAGAGUGGGGGUUUUGUUAGUUUGGGGGUGUUUUUCCAAUCACAGGGCAUCAGGUUUUCCUUAUAUGAGUUUUUUAUUUUGCUUCAUGUUAAGUGGCUUGGGUAAUGAGCAAGAAUAUUAAGCCAAGUGUGUUUUUCCUCUGCAGUAUAAACAGGAUGUUUUCAACAAACUGGCUGGAAUAACCACCUCAAGGAUUAAAUAAAAAGUGAACCUUUACAUUAAGUUGGCCUCCCCAUCCAUGAAAUUUCUAAACAUUUACUCCUUAGAACUUUUCCCCUAUUCUUUCUUCCUAAAAAUGCUGCCACAUCUUUCAUUGUGUCUCAGUAGUGCAUCUAAACAAUACUGUAGGGGGUUUUUUGCUUCAUUCUUAAUUACGUUUAGCUCUUAGGCUUCUAAUUUUGCUUGUGCAUAUUCUCUUCCUGUUGACUUUCAAAGGAGUUAUUUUUUGGGUAUCCGAGAAACCCAAAUUUGGCCAAGGCUUGUCCAGGAAAUCAGGAGUUAUCCUUAUGUGAUUUAGUCCCACUGACCUUAAAUGAAUGAGUACUGCUUGGGGAAGGGCUCUUUGUGUAAUAAACCCUAGCUGGACCAGGGCCAAGGUAGCACAUGAGGACCUGUUGUAUUUCCAGUGCAGCAAACAUCUGUGUUGCAUAUAUCACAUUCACUGUAAAUCAUGUGACCUUAGUAUCCAGGUUUCUCAAGUGGAUUGAAAUGCUGGGUUUGUGGUGGAUGGUUAUUAGCAUCUCAGGGUAGGAGUCCUGACUGAGUAAAAGGUAGUUUUUUCUCUCUGAAGAGGUAAGGUUCCCCUGGCAGAAGCAGCUUUCUUAAUUGUAAAUAUGCAUGCAUGUAUUUGUGGGCAGGAAAGUAAUACAAAAAAAAACUAAGUUGAAAUGAAUUCUAGAAAAUAAACAACAAAACAAAAAACCAAAAAAAUGCUGUUGAAGUGCAACUUUGGUCCUGAGUCUGAAACAACAUAUGCAGAAUCUGUUGGUUUGUCUAAAUUGAUUUUGCACAAAAUACCAUUUCUGUUCCGUAGUUUAUUUGCUACUAUUGUAGUGUUAGGAACUGAUAGUCUUAGAUCCUAUCAGUUAUUCCCACUGUGGUCAAAAUACAAAUGUCUAAAACCCAAACUCUCUUCCGUUUCCUUCACCUCCAGUACUAGGCUUCCACCUGUGGCAGAAGGAUGGCAACAUUAAUGGGGAGAAAUAAGUAAAGUUUCCCAGUGUAGACAGAGCUGGUUUUCCCUGUUGUCCUGAAUUCACAUCCAGACCUAAAACACAAAGCAAAAAUUACGCUGUAGCAGAGUUGUUGGUUGGCCUAAAUGACAGGGGCCUAACUGGAGAUUUUUAGCAGCCUUGCUAGUUCAUGUCACUCACAAUGUUUUGCAGAAGUGUCCCAUCACUGUAAAUACCAGUGUUGCUGAAUUUUACCAAAGUUCCCCUGCAGCAGAUAAUAGAAACUAGGUCCAUUUUUGUAAUGACUCGCCAAGCAGAGCUUUGUCUACAGUAGAAUUCAAGGGUCUGUCUCCGUUGCUGUUAAAACUGAGUCAGGGUCCUGUUUAAAAUAUAGCUCUCUAUUUUGUGGUGUUAUGUGAGACUUUAAACUUUGUGAUGUAGUAACUAUAGCUUCUAAUCCUUAUAUGAAAAGUGAUUUAAGGUUUUAUCUGUGCUACAAAAAGCGCCACAGCUCCCAGUGGUUUGGAGCCUAUUUUUAAAACUAUUGUCAGGCCAAGACAGAUGCAGCUUCAUCUGUGGCACGCAGCAGACAACAUCCGUUUGCAUCCAUGGUUUGCGUGCGUGUUGCUUUUCAUUGAGCUAUGCAGGAAAGUUGUUCUCUCAAAGUCUCCCAGACUCCUGUGCUAUGUAAGCAAGCUUCUAGCAAAUCAGGUACCCUCUGCAAAGAGCUAUUUUCGCCCCGUAUGUUUGACAGUUGGGACUGGUGACAUUCAGCAGUGUUAGGGCUCCUGUUAACAUUGUAGUGAGAAAGGGAGUUCCUUGACUUGACUCUGACAGCCUUUCUGUUAAUGGAUACAGAGCACUCCAGAGGAAAAGGAAACAAAAGGGGGGGAGGGGGGAGGAAGAAUGCAUUGUGCCAGCCAGCGUUAAGUAUUUUUGCAGCAAACAUUCUAGAGUGAGAGGGGAAGAGAAGAGACUGGAGAAGUUUGCAUGGAUGCGCAAUACAAGGAGGCACUGAAUGCCUCCUCUUGGGUAUUAGUGUGUUGUUGCAUUCACAGAAAUAAUUUCCUCGUUUUUUUUAAAUCUGUUCUGGUUUGUUGUUUUUUUUUAAUUGAGACAUAGUGGAAACUUCUCCUGUUUCAGAUGAAACACAACCAUAAGUGAACAUUGUCUUCAUCAUUUACUGUUGAGCAGUAAGAGCAGGUUGCACAGCUUGUUAGAAUAGCUAUUUUAGUGACAUGGUUAUGAUAUUAUGUGCUUUCUUUCCCCUUCCUCUCCCUGCCAGAUAUGGUUUACCCUUUCUAUAUAAGGCGCUGUGUGGGUUUUUUUGUUUUGUUUUGGGAACGUGUGGAGAAGAAGCAAAAUGAAGUGAAAAUGCAAGCCAAGGUAGAACAGCCUUACUUUAGGGGGUAGCCUUACAACAGAGCUUUAUAGUGAGUGUGCUGUAUUCCAAAAUAUGUAAGCCAAAAACAAAAAAAAAAAAAAAGCAUUCAUUUAUGCAAAAAAAAAUUUAAAAAGAGGUGUUGGAAGACUUCUUUAAUAUUUACCUUCUAAAGGUAGAGUAAGGUCUCACCAAGUGAUACAUUAUUGUGAUAUUUCUUGCUGGGUCAGUAGGGAUGGGUUGGGGUAUAAGCGCUUAACAUUUUCCUCCUAUGUUUUUACAAGCAGUAAGUUAAAUGUGGUAUUUAUGAAUGUGCCUUUGUGAGUAUAGUGACUGUCUAAUUGAGGAGACCACUUGGGCUGGAGGGGAGACAUUGGUCAAUUUAUUCUUUCAAGAGGUCAGAUACUGAGAUUGCAGCCCACUGGUCCCUUUUGACAAGCAGCAUCUUUGGGCUGGUCUCUACACUGCACAAUACGUAUUCAUAUGUGGUAGAGAUUGGGGGGGGUGGGUGCUAAGGGAUGUCAUGUGAUGCACAGAAGCUGUUGAUAGUUUUAGGCUAGUCUGCCAUUGCAGGUUGAGUUUGUAAAUGUAUUAUGUGGCUUCUCUUUAUGUUUGUGUGCAUGAGUGUGUGUGUGGCUUUAUUUUUUGUAAGCACUGGAGAAUUGAAACACAGUGAUGUUUGAGACAAAUUUAUACAUGUAGAGAAGAUGAUGUUUUGUAGCUUCUGUUAAAUAGUGGGUGCAGGCACACUUUUACCCUCUCUGUCCGUGUCCUGAUAAGAAAAACAGGAAAUUUUUUUUUUUUUUCAACCCUUCAACUUCCAGCACACUUAAUGUUGCCAUUUAAAUGAACAGGGUAUUACACAAGAAGAAAAAAAAAAGAAAAAAAAAAAAAAAAGAGUUUUUGAAAUGGUGAGGUAGAAGUGUUUAAAAGGAAAAAAAAUCUGAAGUAAUUUUUGUUUCUUUGAAGCUGUUUGUAGCUAAACAUGGGAAUCUGCAGUGUCUCCUUCCAUUUGUUUUUUUUAUUUUCCUAAUAAUUCACCUCUUCGUCCCACCCAAAACAUGAGGUGUACAAGAACAAGAGCUGUUGCUGUAGCCCUUCAUAAUUCCCACCCUGAAAAGAAACUCCAGUGGGAUUCCUCAGCUCUAUUCAGGAAGACAAAGAGAGGAGAGACUCUGCAGUUUUCUUUGCUUCGCUCUCAUUCCUCUCUAAUGGCCUUGAAAUGUAUUAUUAUGCAAAUGUGAAUUUUGAUACUGAACUUAAGAAGAGGUUGUUUGUUCUUUUUUCAAAAAAAAAAAAAGGUCCCAUAUGUGGUCAGCAUUGCUUCUUUAUUUUGUAAGUGAAUUGUAAACUAUGCAUUCUGCAAAGGGGGUGUAGGGGACAAAGAUAGCUUUGCUAAACUGUUAGGAGUUUCUGUGUCCAUGGUAUAUCUAUUAUAGUUUGGGGAAGUGGGGAGGUGAUGCCUUUGAAAUAAAAAAGAGUUGAAAAGAGCCUCUUUUUUUCAGAAGUUGGUCAAUAGGUAACUGGGCAGAGAUUUGGAAAACUAAUGUUGACUGCAAAACAGGAUCAGCUCUGAACCUUGUGCAGGGUUGUGAAUUCUAGCCGUGCAGUGUUAACCCAGAGCCAGCAGGGUGAAUGGCACACUAGCUCUUCCUGGGAAACUGUAUACCACCUCCUGUUUUCUGGCCCUUGUCAAGCUCAGGAAACACGGUGCCAUAGGCACUGUCUUUUUUGGAUUUAGUACUCAUUUUCCAUUACAGCAGUCCUUGUGCUCUUCCGGGAGAACUGAACACAGCAGGGUCUUGAUGUCUACACUUUCUUCUCCCUAAAAUUUUCUUCGCUGCUCUUUCUUGCACAGCUCAUACAGUGACAGCACAGGUAUGGACAAGAUGGUGGAGGUGGUACUUACUUCUAGUGCUCGUCAGAGCAUGACUGAGGACUGCGUUUUUUUAACAUAGCAGCUACCCGUGCUUUGUUGUCUAUACUGCCAGUGACUUGGCGUUAAUGUUGGCAGAGUGUGAAGUUUUAGGGAGAUUAGACUGAUGUAUAGACAAGGCCCUCUAUUUAAAAGAAAUGAUCCUUUUUUACUUGGGGUGGUAUCAUAAUAGUCGUGACAAAGGAUUCACUUCCUCACAUCUCCAAAAUGCAGUCAUUGUGAAUUAUGUGUGUUCCUUGAAGCUUGCUGAGCUUCCAGGAGCAGUCUCCUCAGAAGAAUGUAGAUGUCACUGCCCUCUUCGUCAUCUUAGUAGGGACCCUCUGACUUGACUUUUUCCAUUGUCCAUGGUGUACCAUGGUACUUGCAUUAUCCUUGGCAUUAUCUUAGAUGUAAUAUCAUAAACUGAGAGAUUAUCCUGCCUGUAUUCAGUGUUUUCAUGCAGCAAUUUUUUUGUUGAUGUUCACAGUACUGUAAUAAGUAAUAGACUUGAUGAUCACUCUCGCAUCUGUGCUUGCCUUGCAGAUGUGAUCUUAUCAGGGUUCCACUCUGUCAGAUUGCCUUUAAAAUAAAAAAGGAAAAAAAAAAAAAAAUCUGAAGUUUAAACUCACAAAAAUACCUCGUGGUACAUUUCCCAUUUCCCCCUCUGAUGUAACCUUUUAAAUCUUUUCUUCUAAACUCAGUGGGCUUUUACUUCCAUAUGUUAUCUCCUCUCAAAAAAGAUGAUUGAGCUAGUGGUUUUGAGCACAGGACCAGAAGCCUGGAACUCCUGAAUUUUAACAUCGGCCCUUACUCUUCCCUUGCCUUGGGCAAGUCAUUUAACUUAUUUGCCUUUGUUUUUUCAUCUGUAGAGCGGGGGUGAUAAUAAUGCUUACCUACCUCACAGGGGUUUUGUGAGGAUCAACUAGUAAGUGUUUGUAAAGUGCUUUAAAGGAAAGAAAAGCAUGGUUAGAAGUAUUAUGAGGUUUUUACAGCAAGAUCGCUCAUUUUUUUUCAUUGUUUGCUUGUGUGGAGGGAGAUAACUUUUUUUUAAACAUAUAUAUAAUGAUUUAAGCCAUCAAACACUCAAGAUCCUACAUAAUAGAAGUUGAUGGAGAUUCAGUUACUUGUAUUCCUCCUCUAUCUUUAUGCCAGUUUCCUUUUCCUGCUCUUCCUUACAUAGUUAUGCCAGUGUUGCUACAGGUCACAUGUCUCAAGUUGUACUUUUAGAUAAGCUUCAAACUUGACUGAAGUACUUGGAGCUUGCUGCUUCUUUCAUCAGAUCACCAAAUUGGAAUCAGUUUGUGUAUUUUCCCCUGCCUUCAAACAGCGUUUUUGAUAAUGUCAUCCUUCAAGUGGACAUGUCUUUUCCUGCCAUCAGGAAGGGGAGGUGGUGGUAGUGUGUAGUUCCAGAGAGGGGGCUGUAAUAUGAAGAACCUUGCCACUUUAUGCUGCUGCUCCAGGGAUGAAGGGCAGAGUAGCUUUCUGUUUCCUUCCCUGAAAUAAUUUCAGUGUGUUACCAGUCACACUUCAAAUGCAGUGUCUCUUCUUGUCCACGAUACGCGGAAGCCAUCACCUGCCAGAUAAAACGUAGGAACAGAGGGAAUGAUAGUAGAUGCUGCUUGUGUAUAUGCCUUACAGCUCUCCCAGGAUGUCUCUGGGAGGGUGGUGGGGGAAGAGGUCUGUGUUGGGUAAAUCCCACAGCUGUCAGGGAACCUCUGCUACUUUCUCCCCUCUCCAGUCAUGUGGUCGCUGUUUCUUCUUUCUUGGAUGUGCGUCUCAGGGAUGUGCAUAUGAGCCCAUGCCUUUUGGAAUUUGGCCUUUGAAAUAUCAAGAAUCUGGUUUCUAUACCUGAAACCUUCCUAUCUGACACUCCCUGGUCCUCUUGGUCCUGCAUUGCUCCCCGUGGCCUUAGGAACAUCUCUCCACUGUUGCCCUAUGCCACCCUGUCCAUCUUUGCCAGUACUCAAGGGGAAGCAAAUACAGUGAUUCUGCAGAGAAAGAAGUUGAAAUGAUGCAUGUGCACCUGUGGGAUUUACACAUAUACGUACCUUGGAUUUCUGCCACACCCUGUCUGAAACAUGCAGAAUACCUGAUGCACAGUGCUUUUUCUUUCUCAUCUAGAAAGCAGAACAAACAGCAGUAUGACUCUGCUGAUGGUAAUUCCGUAAUGUUUACUUUGAACUAAAUGCUAAGUAUUUUCCCCAAAGAACCAAAAAAACCCCACCUUCUAACAAAAGUAACCAAAUGUCAUCUUUCUGGAGGCGGGGAGGGGAAGGGGAGGAGGAAAAGCAGUGACGGGGGAGCAUUCUGAUCUAUUUUAAUCUCCACGGUUUGGAUGGAGAUGCGAAAUGCUGCUUUGAGUUCCACAAACAUAAGGGAUUAUGUUUACAAAGGUAAAUGCCUUCUACCUGUUCAGGAAACUGGCUAAUGGUGGGCAUCUGAUGUUUGGCGAGUUUCUCUUCAUUGCCAACAAGUAAUGGGAGAAGGGUGGAAGAGGAAUGGAGAAAUAGAUUCAUUUCAUCUAGUCUUCUUGGUAAAACAAUGCCGCCUUCCCCUCUCCUUACAAACUGGGGGGAGGAGGUUGCAGAACAGAAAAUCAUUGAUGUCCAAAAUGGCUGGAUUAGAAAAGGCAGCUUUUCUACUUUGCACAUAAAUAGGUAACAGGAAGGUACAGCUCAAGUCCUCUUGCCUGAAACACUGUCCCCCAGAAGCAGACAUUGUAAUAAUAAAGAUAGUGGCUGUGUGUAUAUUGAUGCUAUUUGCAAGUUACCUAUUAAGUGUUUAUUUUUUUUUUUUUCUUAUACUUGAAAUGGCUUCCUUUACUAAACUCUUCCGUAGCUCUGGUUUCUCCCCUCCUUCUCUAGCGUGCAGUAAAGAAAAUUACAGGAGAAACGGGGAGAACAUAGAGGACAUGACGCAGUGUCUCGCAUAUCCAGGUUUCAUCUUCAUUUCCAUCCCAUACCUUCGUUUGAACUUCCCAAGUUUGAACUUCCUAAGGGGUUUUCCAUGGACACAGAAACUCAGCACUUUUUAGAAGGUGCUCUUGUAUGGCUGGCUGCCCUCCCCCUCCCCCCUUCUCCUCCUUUUCUAUAUUUUUAUUUUACUUUUAGUAUAGUGGUACUUAAAAUCACUGGUUCACUUAAAAAAAAAAAAAAAGAAAAAAACAACAACAAUAAAAUGUUUAAACUCUACUAAUGUACAAAUAAGCUGAAAUGUUGCAUUUUAUGUGUAUUUUUGCCAUAGCAGGUACUGUAUUUCUCAUGCUGGAUUUAGAGAAAAAAAAAGAAAAAAAAAAGAGAAAAAAAACAACAAACAAAAGGGUGAUGUUUUAUUGGAGUGUGACAAGUUAAAGAGUAAUAAGGAAUUAAGUCGUCGUCAUUUCAUUGAAACUGAGAGAUGGUGUAAUACUUAUAUAAGUUUUCUGAAGGUUUUUUGGGGGGCUUUUAAACAGCUUUUUGUUUUUAUUUUAUUUUUAAUUUUUUUUUUUUUUUUUUUGGAAGAUAUGAUUGUAUUAUGUGCAACUCAGUUGCUUACAUUAUAACUACAAAAUAUUUUUGGGUUCCUGGAAAAAAAAAAAAAGAAAAAAAAAGAAAAAGACUAAUAAAUGUGUUUGGCUGCUAAGCAUUUAA